AGGCCCCGCCGCGUUCUCACCUUCGUGCGCGGAGCAGCUCAGCCCAGCCGGGAGCCGCCGGGGCGGUGCUUCUGCCGCUCCGCCUUCCCAGCGCCGCUGCAGGAAGCCGGAAGCGGCCGGGGCGCUGGGCAGGCAGGGCGAGAGGUGGCUCGGUGAAAAAGAAAACUGUCUAAUCAAAGAGCAAAGAUGCAGAGCACUUUGAAUUAUCUCUGGCUGUUGUCUGACAUCCUAGGGCAGGGAGCUACUGCAAAUGUUUUCCGGGGCCGACACAAGAAAACUGGGGAUUUAUAUGCUGUCAAAGUUUUUAACAGUCUGAGUUUCCUUCGUCCUGUGGAUGUUCAGAUGCGAGAGUUUGAAGUGUUGAAGAAACUAAAUCAUAAGAACAUUGUCAAGCUGUUUGCCAUUGAAGAAGAGACAACAACUAGACACAAAGUACUAGUUAUGGAAUUUUGUCCGUGCGGGAGUUUAUACACAGUUUUAGAGGAGCCCUCUAAUGCCUUUGGUUUGCCAGAGUCUGAGUUCUUAAUCGUUUUGAGAGACGUGGUGGCUGGCAUGAAUCAUCUCCGGGAGAAUGGAAUAGUGCAUCGUGACAUCAAACCAGGCAACAUAAUGCGUGUUAUUGGUGAAGAUGGUCAGUCUGUUUACAAACUGACAGACUUCGGUGCUGCAAGAGAACUUGAAGAUGAUGAACAAUUUGUUUCUCUCUAUGGCACAGAAGAAUAUUUACAUCCUGACAUGUACGAGCGAGCCGUUUUGAGGAAAGAGCAUCAGAAAAAGUACAGAGCAACAGUUGAUCUGUGGAGCAUAGGGGUGACCUUUUACCAUGCUGCGACAGGGAGUUUGCCUUUCCGACCCUUUGAAGGACCUCGUAGAAACAAGGAAGUGAUGUACAAGAUAAUCACUGAAAAGCCUUCUGGUGCUAUUUCUGGAGUACAGAAAGCAGAAAAUGGACCAAUUGAGUGGAGGCGGGAGAUGCCUGUUUCUUGUAGUCUUUCGAAGGGUCUGCAAGUACUGCUCACACCUGUCCUCGUGAACAUUCUUGAAGCAGACCAGGAAAAAUGCUGGGGGUUUGACCAGUUCUUUGCAGAGACGAGUGACAUACUGCACCGAAUGAUAAUCCACGUCUUUUCACUACAGCAGAUGACCUUGCACAAAGUUUAUAUUCACAGCUAUAAUACAGCUACUAUAUUUCAUGAUUUGGUCUACAAACAAACAAAAAUACCAUCUCAGAAUCAAGAACUGAUAUAUGAAGGUCGGCGUUUAAUACUGGAGCCUAGCAGAUUGGCACAGCACUUCCCCAGAACAACUGAAGAGAAUCCUAUCUUUGUAGUAAGCAGGGAACCUGUGAACAUUGUCGGAUUAAUCUAUGAAGAAGUUUUACUCCCUAAAGUACAUCAACGUUAUGAUUUGGAUGGGGAUGCCAGUAUGGCUAAAGCAGUAACAGGUAUCGUCUGUUAUGCCUGUAGAGUUGCCACUUCCUUGCUGCUUUACCAGGAGCUGAUGCGAAAAGGAGUACGAUGGCUAAUUGAAAUAAUCAAGGAUGAUUACAAUGAAAUGGUUCACAAAAAGACAGAGGUUGUCAUCAGGCUGGAUUUCUGCAGCAGAAACAUUGAGAAAGCUGAGAAAAUAUACGAGAAUCUGAUGCAGAUCAACUUGGAAGCAUCGGAAGUGGAUGAAAUUUCAGAGAUCCAGACAAAACUGUUGCGUCUCUCCAGCUCUCAGGGCACACUAGAAACUAGUCUUCAAGAUAUCAAAACCAAACUUUCUCCAGGUGGUUUACUGACUGACACCUGGGCAAAUCAGGAAGGCAUGCAUCCAAAAGACAGAAAUCCAGAAAGGCUGCAGGCGCUGCUGCGUUCCAUCACAGAUAUUUAUUAUCAGUUCAAAAAAGACAAAACAGAACGAAGGCUUUCUUAUAAUGAAGAACAAAUUCACAAAUUUGACAAGUGUGCAUGCUUGAUGACAGUCCAGUUACACGAUAGCCAGAAUGUGAUUAACCAAUAGCUAUCAUGCAAGACUGAACAAAAUACCAGAAGCAGGUAUUGGACUGUAGUGUCCCAGUAUCCCUUAGUUUCACUUAUUGGUGCAAUGCAGAGCAUGGUAAGGGAAUAAGUAGACUGGGAUUACUGUCUGCAACACUAAACAGAACUGGGUUUUGGUUUGUUUUCCUGUCCUUAUCUGCUUGCUUUUUAAUUUUGUCAUAAAUGUAAGCUGACAGAAAAAUCCUGUGGUUUUUCUUCUUGCAUGUAUAUUUCUCAGCCCAAAAGAUUCUUCAUAUAUGCUGGAAGUUCCAAGUAUCUGCAGAAGGCAAAUAAGAAAUGAUAAGGCUUUCUGCUGUUUCUAUUUAGAAUCCCUUUUCCUUACAUAUAUCUGCUCAGAUAAAUACUGACUCAGAGAAGACAUUUUACCAGUUGUUCAUAUAAAAAUAAUUGCAACUAAAUGCUUCAAAUAAUUUUUUUCCUCCCGAUAAGAAAUAUUUUUGAAACAUGAAACUGUUAGUUCAUGCAUUGUGUUGGAUUCUUAUACCUUACAACAGCAUACAUAAAGGUGGCUGAAGGGAUUUUAAGCCCGUAUGCCUGUUCUCCAAAUUUCAGUAAGUAAAUCAGAGGAAUGAAGUUUUGAAAGCAAUAUAACACUGGUUGUUUCUGUUGCAGGCAGAAGCUGUAUUUGCAUGCUACAAAAGCCAUAACUCUAUUCAAAGAUGAAUGUGUCAGCAAGUACGAUACAUUUUUGGACAAGGCUGAGGACUGGGCAAGGCAAGCUGUUGAUUACUGUUUGGUCAUGUUCACUGCAU
Molecule: messenger RNA, 2794 nt
Organism: Pezoporus occidentalis (night parrot)
Lineage: Eukaryota; Metazoa; Chordata; Aves; Psittaciformes; Psittacidae
Gene: TBK1
Product: TANK binding kinase 1
Exons: 17
Coding region: 187-2004 (605 amino acids)
Biological process (GO): peptidyl-serine phosphorylation
Cellular component (GO): cytoplasm
Molecular function (GO): protein serine/threonine kinase activity; ATP binding
Source: RefSeq, a predicted model, not a curated record